UCUGUGUGCCCAAAAGGUUUUGUUUGUUGCUCGCCUCCGUUGUGUAUUUUUAUUUUAUAAUAAAAUUACCAUCUAAAUAAAGCGAAAAAUACAGCAGUAAAAUGGCUGAUAUACGUGAUAUUUUGGACAUCGAACAGCCAACACAAGAAAUAACUAGGGACAGUAUAAUUCACGGUGAUAAAGUGAAGAAGAAAUAUGCCACUGCUAAAGCAGUGAAGCGGCCAGAGGGAAUGCACCGAGAAGUCUUCGCAUUACUUUACAAUGACAACAAGGAAUUGCCUCCUCUUUUGCCAACCGACACAGGGAAAGCAUACAAAGAAAAGAAGGCUAAGCUUGGUAUGCGAAAAGUUCGGAAAUGGGUCUGGGCUCCAUUCACUAAUCCCGCAAGAAAGGACCAUGCAGUAUUUUAUCAUUGGAAGAGAGCAGCCGAUGAAGCUAAAGAAUACCCAUUUGCACAGUUCAAUAAACAAGUAUCCAUACCAACAUACUCGGAGUCGGAGUACAAUCAGUACCUCAAGUGUGAGGACUGGAGCCAAGCUGAGACGGACCAUCUGAUGGACUUGUGCCAGCGGUUCGACCUUCGCUUCAUAGUGAUCCACGACCGCUGGGACCGGGCUGCCUUCCGAGACCGCAGUGUUGAGGACUUAAAGGAGCGAUACUAUAACAUUAGUGCAAUUUUGAGUAAGUUAAAAACGAACCCGUGGUCGAACACGAUCACGACACCUGGCGGGGAGAAGCGUAUCUACCAGUAUGACGCUGAGCACGAGCGGAAACGGAAGGAGCAGCUGCAGAGACUCUUCGAGAGGACGCAGGAGCAGAUAGAAGAAGAGCAAAUGCUCCUCACCGAGCUGAAAAAGAUUGAGGCGCGCAAACGCGAGCGCGAGCGCAAGACGCAAGACCUGCAGAAGCUGAUAUCCCGCGCUGACAGCGCCCCCACAAGCCAGCUCAACAACGGAGAAGGAGCUCCCAGCACUCCCACCGCCGCCGCCAACCUGGCGAGACGACACGACAAGAAGUUCCAUAAGAAGAAGCUCCCUACGCAACAGCGCCCGGCUAGGGUUGUCGAGAAUGUUACGGUGGAGUGGUCGGGCAUCCGGUUCCCGGAGUCGCGCGGCGCGGGCGUGUGGCUGCGCUCGCAGCGCAUGAAGCUGCCGCCCGGCGUCGGCCAGAGGAAGACCAAGGCCAUCGAGCAGGAGCUACGGCAGCUUAAUAUUGAGCUAGCGCCGACGCCCACGGAGGACAUCUGCAAGCACUUCAACGAGCUCCGUUCGGACCUGGCGCUCAGCAUCGACCUCAAGAACGCGCUCGCCUCCUACGAGUUCGAGCUGCAAGCGUUGAGGCAUCAGUACGAGGCCGUCAACCCGGGCAAGACCCUCGUGAUACCAGCAUCGCUGUGUAGCACCGUGGCAGAGGCUGACACCAAGCCAGUUGGGGAGAUCAUAGAUGUAGUGGGGUCCCCGAGCAUGCCAAACAACUGAUUAGUAUUACUACUGUAUGUACCUGUGUAAGUCUAUGUAAUAAAGCAUUAAUGGAAAAU
Plutella xylostella (diamondback moth) is the source of this 1537-nucleotide messenger RNA. It is a transcript of the gene DMAP1, whose product is annotated as DNA methyltransferase 1 associated protein 1. Gene Ontology annotation, cellular component: Swr1 complex; NuA4 histone acetyltransferase complex; nucleus. The record is from RefSeq and is a predicted model, not a curated record. Lineage: Eukaryota; Metazoa; Arthropoda; Insecta; Lepidoptera; Plutellidae. Gene Ontology annotation, biological process: DNA repair; negative regulation of transcription by RNA polymerase II; chromatin remodeling. Gene Ontology annotation, molecular function: transcription corepressor activity.